AAGGUAAGUCCACAAUUAUACUACCACGGGAGCCGUUUCAAAGUAAAUCCACAAUCAUACUACUAAUACCACUACAUCGCGCAAUGUGGGUUGUUGAAACUUGUUCUAUAAAGUACUCUUGUUGAUGGGUGAACAGUAAUACAAAGAAGAGUCCUCUUGUUUGUGGGAAGGUCUUAUUUGAUAAUCAAAAUGAAAGCAAAAGAAUCUAAAAAACGUUUUGUUAAUCAUUUAGGCAUUAAACUUCAGAACAGAAAAAUUGAAAGAAAGUUAAAAAAAGGAAAGAAAACAAAAUGCAAUAAUGUUGGUAACCAUGAUAUUAAGCACAAUGGAAUGAAGCUGAAAAGGCUUGGACCUGCUCGGAAACAAAAGAAGAUUAAUGGGAAGGGUAACCAUAAAAAUCAAGAUAAGACUUUUCAGCAAAAGCAGGAAGAAAGUAGAGGAUUUCAAGUAGUUUCAUCAAACAGUGAACGAUUAGCUCGAUUACAAGAAUUUGUUGACCGAGAAGCAGGAAAAAUGGAGAAAGUCAUUAAGAAACAACCAAAUUCAUUAGAUACUCCAGCAGAAGACAAUAAAAAGAAAAACUUAAUUAAGAAUAAACAGAAGCUUCUGAGCAUCCAGAGAGAUCAAGAAGAUGACACAAAAGAAAUAAACAAGAUGGCUAGACUUUUGAGACUAAAACCUGAACAGAAAAAGAAAGUUGCACCCAUGUUCUCUGAUGAUUUUGGGGAUAUCCUGGCAGACAUAGAGGAAGGGUCAUUGAGCCGUGCUAAGGUCUACAGUGAUAAAGAUAAUUUUAAGAAAUUUCUUAUGUGUGAGUCUGGUUCAGAAGAAAGUGGAUCUUCAGUCUCUAGUGACGAUGAGGAGAUGCAUGCUUGGAAAGAGACCUCAGAUUCUGAAAAAGGAUUAAAAAUUGAUAAAGAGGAUUUUUCUGAUGAAGACCUUGAUUGUGGAUUAGAAAUUGUCGAGGAUGAAAAUGAUGAUGAGGCAUAUGAAUCUGAAGAGAGUAAUGACGAGAAAUGGGAUGAAGAAAUAAGUGAAGUCGAUUUAGAGGAGGAAUCCUCAGAUGAGGAUGGGAGAGAGGGAAGAGAGUUGUUGGAUGCAGAGGCCCAGGAAAGUAGUAGAGAAGAAAGUUCUGAUGAAGAGCCUGUGCAUGAUGAAACAAAGGAGUAUGAGCUUGCAUUUGAAGGUGGAAGUUCUUUCAGUAAAGCUGAAUUCUUGAAUAAUGGUAUUCUCAAUGAUAUUGAUAAUUAUUCUAGUAAUAGUGGUGAUGAUACUGAUCUUGAAGGUUUUAUUGUUAAUGAUGAUUUUGUUGAGCACGAAUCCAGUGAUGAAGAUAUUUUAGAAACAAGUGAAAGAAAGCUGUCAAAACAAGUGAAAAAGUCAAAGAAAUCCAAAAAGAAAAGACAGAGGCUUAUUGCCAAUAGAAAUGCUGAUCCUUGUAGUUCUGACAAUGAGUCAGAACUGGAGCCAGACUCGAGAUACAGUGCAGAGUUUGGUGAAGGGACUGUUGUUACCAAUGGUGAAAAUGAACUGAGAGCAGGUUUACUGUUAAAAAAUAGAGGAAGGUUGAGAAUAAGAAGUGAUACUGAAAAUGAAUCAGAUUUUUCUUCUCCCAUCAAGAAGAGAAGAGUGGAUUCUUUGUCAAAUGGAGAGUGUUUGCAACUGGGACGCACUGUAGCAUUGAAAUCACAAUUAGAUGAGGUUGGCUCAGGUGCCCAAAGUGUUUGUGGAACAGAUAGUCUUGGAGAAAGUGUCACCAAAACAGAUUUAAAGCAGGGGAAGAAAAAGAAAAAGAAAAAGGCACUUACGAAUGAAAACAUUGUAGGGAAAAGUGUUAAACCACCUCACCUGCAGAUCAAACAAAAAGAGGAAGUGACAUUCAAAGAGGGUGAGGAUGAAAGUGUUUCAAAAGUUCGAGAGAAGAAGAAAAAGAAAUUGAAUACUAGUGUUGAAGCUGACAUAAUAGUUGAAGAGGAAAAUAAUUCAAAGUGUAAUUUGAGCACUUCUGAAAACAAAGAAGCAAAUGCAGUUGAAGCAGAAAAUGAAGUCAUUUUUAUUAAAUCUAAGCGGGCAAAGUCCAAGAAGAAAAAGAAACAAUCUUUACAAACAGUUGUCAGUGAAAUAGAUAGGGAAAAAAAUAAUGGGGAAAAUGUGUCGAUAGAACAUUGUGACGAAGAAAAUUUCGUAGAUGUAGUGAGUGAUGAAGCAAAUGAGAUUAAAGAGGAUAUUUAUGGUCGCUUAAGAGAUAAAGAAGGAAACUUUAUACAAGAUAAAAAGCCAGAGACUAAUGGCAAAUAUGUACCACCAGCACUUCGAAAGCUUCUGGCUAUGAAUGUUAGUGAAAAGAAAAAAGAGCAGUUGGUGCUGAAAAGAAAUCUAAAAGGACUAAUAAAUCGUCUGGCUGAAAGCAAUUUAGCUGGAAUUGUUAGCCAGAUUGAAGGCUUCUAUCAGAAACAUAGUCAGAAUGAUAUGAGUGAUUGCCUAAGCCAGUUAUUAACUGAAUCACUAGUUCUCCCUACCUUGACCCCAGAAAGGCUCAUUCAUGAACACAUGUUACUCAUCGCAGUUUUGUCUGCAAAUGUUGGUAGCCAGGUUGGUGCUCAUAUUCUAACAGAUUUUGUUGUUAAAUUACACGAGAAGAUGGAAGAAAACUCAAAAGACAUCAGCUGUAAGGAAUAUGAUAACAUAAUGCUUAUUAUAUCCAGUCUCUUCAACUUCAGAGUAGUUGGUGCUCGCCUCAUUUACGACAUUCUUCAAAGACUGGCAGAUGUUUUCUUGGAGAAAGAGGUGGAGCUCAUCUUAUUGAUCCUGCGCACAGUUGGCUUUUCUCUUAGGAAAGAGGAUCCUCUUGCUUUGAAAACUUUCAUUACACAAAUCCAGUGUCAAGCAUCGCAACACCAGGCUGAAGGAAGUUCAAAUUAUACUAGAAUAAGUUUUAUGUUAGAGAUAAUUCAUUCCAUUAAGAACAAUAAUCCCUCUAAAGUACCAAAUUAUGAUCCUUCACAUGUGGAGCAUUUGAAAAAGGUCAUGAAAGGGUUAAUCCAUAAAGGUAAAAAUAUAAGCCCCUUGUAUGUCACUCUGGAUGAUAUUUUGAACAGUAAGUCGCAAGGUCGCUGGUGGAUUGUAGGCUCAGCAUGGUCUGGAGGCUUAAAAGAAAAUAACCUUCCUCAUGAGAGGGAGACUGUUGAAACUAAAAGGUCUGCUUGCAUAGAAGAGGAGUUUAGUGAACAAUUUAAGAGUAAAGCAGCAAAACUAAAGUUAAACAGACCCCCCCGUAUCAAUAUUAUGUAUGUAGUUACUGAAGGAUCAGAAGAUUAUCUUGAUGCCUUUGACAAACUAUUACAGUUGAAGCUUCCCUCUAAUCAAGAGCAAGAGAUUUUCAAUGUCAUAUUACUAUGCUGCCAAAAGGGAAAAUUAUAUAAUGAAUUCUAUUCGUACUUAUCAUGUAGAAUGUGCAAAUGUAAUAAUAAAUUCAGGAGGCUCCUCCAGUUUGCUGUAUGGGAUAAGUUUGAAGAAAUCGAUAACUGCAAACCUAGAGAAGCUGAAAAUUUAGCAAAAUUUUUAGUUCAUUUAAUUGGGGAGAAUGGACUAAAUAUAACAAUAUUGAAGAAUUUGCCCUUAAUGGAGGCAGGGCCUCAAAUGAUUGACUUUAUGAGAAUAAUUUUAAAAGGGUUGCUUCUCCACCCAGGUGGUGUGGAGAGGGUGCUGGAGAUAUUUGGUAAAGUUAGUGGUCAGCCAGAACUUAGGUUCUUUGUUCAAAGUCUUAAAGUGUUUAUCACUAAAUUUCUUAUUUCUAAAAAGAAAAAGGAUAAACCUGAAUACAAAUUGUUGUAUGAGAGAGGUCAGGAUGUUUUAGAGCUAUUGAGUUCAAGAGGAGGAGUUUCUAUGUAACUUUUCUCAAGUAUGAAUUUGUAAUGAGUAUAUUACAUAUUGACUUUUAAAUUUCCAUGAGGAUACCAUGAUGGAAGUAAAUUGAAAUUUAUAAACUGGAGUUUUUAUUUUCAUAUACAUUUUUUAUGUGUAAGAAUUAUUCCUACAGGCAAGCGCUUCUAAAUUCAGGGAAGGUUUCUGUGGUGUCCCUUACUACCUUAUAUAAUAUCUAAUAAUAAUAAUAUGACUGUUCGUAGCACAUAAGUAAAGUCUGUGCCACAGUAGAUACAGUAAAAAGCUUGAGUUCACAGCAAUUCCACUUUUUUAAAUGAAUUUAGUACAUAGUUUUUAAAAACUUUUGCUAAGAAUUGCACUGCAAUAAAGAAAGAUGGAUGGAAAUAGCCUUGAUUACUAUAUAACAUAAUACAAGUAGCAUUGAGAUGAUCUAUGCCAUGAUGUCCAGUUUGUGGGGAAUUCGUGAAAUAAUACAGAAGCCAGCCAACUUGUUUUACCAUCUGCUUUGCUUACAUCUGAAAGAAGUGUAGUGCUCUUUCAAUUUCUUCACAUCUUCAUAAUUAAAUUGGGCUUAGUGUUUUCCUAGUUUAAUCCUCUUCUUCAUGCUCUGCAUAAUCAGCAGUGAAGAAAUUGGUUAUAUUUGCUAGAUUUAGUAUGUUUCCGGACUUAGUAAGUGGUGGUAAGAGUGCUAUGUUUGAGUUCCUCAGAUUUCCUGCAUAUUUUACCUAUGCAUUUUAGGGUUGUUUUUUCCCACGUGUUUAAUAAAGUAUGUUCUGAUGUAUGUACAAUAAAGCAUUUUAUAUCAUUU
Molecule: messenger RNA, 4693 nt
Organism: Macrobrachium nipponense
Lineage: Eukaryota; Metazoa; Arthropoda; Malacostraca; Decapoda; Palaemonidae
Product: nucleolar MIF4G domain-containing protein 1 homolog
Biological process (GO): ribosomal small subunit biogenesis
Cellular component (GO): nucleolus
Molecular function (GO): protein binding; RNA binding
Source: RefSeq, a predicted model, not a curated record